AAGUUCCUGGGCAUAGCCUGACAGGCACGUGUCUUCUAGAGCUUUCCGCGUUCGAGCACGGAUCAGAGAUGGAUCUCCACCCUGGCAAUCCCCUCAUGAACAUUACAACGCGUCCAACGCGGUACUUAAGAAGGGACUACCUGCUCGAGCUCUUCUUUGUUAUCGUACUACCCAAUACUCGGCUUGGCGCUGUUCGAUUGACUGCACGUCGAAAAGGUCAGUAUGUCGCACACUCGUAAUCCUUUGCUGCUAGCACCAAGCUAUCUGAUAUUUGCCCACACGAUCGUGAUUGAUCGUGGUGUACAUUCCGGCUAUUCGCAUGUACCAAUCGGUGCUAGCUCCUCCAUGCUGAGAACCACACAGCCAUCAUGUUUCGAUCAGUACUCGGAGAUGUGACCUCUCAAGUCGCUAAUGUUCAGCCACCUCGAACUCAAGAAAUUGUACCUGCAACGAACACAGCCCAGAUCGAAGUGGCUCGAGCAUCUUUUGCCAAAUCAAACUAUCAAGUUGACCUCAACGACAUUAGCAAGCCAUCCACCAUGAUGGGUACGAAGCGCAAAGCGCUAGACACUCCCUUGUCGAAUCUAGAUGACUUCGAUGUGGACAACAUGGCGGUUGACAAAUCAUGUAACCAAGUCCGCGGAAUGAUAAGGAGAUUCUUGGACUCCGGAGAAAUGAAGAAGGGGGAAUUUGCAGAUGCCAUCCGCGUAGCUCCGAACAGCCUGAACAGAUUCCUGACUCAGAAUGGCAGCAUGGCCGGAGAGGCAAAUUCUACCUAUGGCAAUGCCUGGAGAUUCUUCAAAAGGCGAGAACUCGCUGGCAUCAAAACAACUAAGAAGGCGAAGACUUCUCCCUCAGUCUCUACUGCUGGAGCUGGAGGCAACAACCCAUCGCAAACACACGCCGACAUCAGCACGAUUCGCCUUCCUGGCGAGGAGAGCAGAUCUGUCCCUAUCUUCGACACUUGCGAUGAGAUUCGCAAGAAAAUCAAUGCGUAUCUGGUGAAUCCUGGUGUCACUCAAGCGUCUUUCUGCCGCGAGCUGGUAGCACAGCUACCUGCCGGGACUCAUAUUCAAAGCAAGCAGCUGACCGACUUUCGAUCCAAACGAGGUCCGAGGCAUGGCAACACAUCUUGCGUCUUUUAUGCUGCUUAUGUUUUCUUCGAAAAGCUCAGGCUGGCUGAAGGAAAGCCAAAAUCGAAGCAUCGACUGGAGAUGGAGGAUUAUUGGGCACCACAAGGUGGUUUUGAUAUCGUGCAUGGUCAUAAUACACACUAUAACUAUAUGAAUCACGAGAGACCGUAUGAAGAUAAGCUGGGACGGGUCUUGUUUGGUUGAAGCGGGGUUUCAUUCAUGAGCUGCGCUCUUCGCGUCCAAUGUUAUGCUGUGUACGAUACUGUAAUAUGAAGUCUUUGAAUGUACUCAAUGCUCUGCAUUCUGCCCCUCUCGCUGCUGCCUGCUGGAGGAACAGUCGGCACCUCUUCUGUAACAUAGAAGGAGGCAUUGCAACCGGCUGCCAGCCUUAUCCACUCUGCCCAUCGGCAGACCGGCACACCACUACUUCGGCUUCGCGACGUC
Messenger RNA from Cercospora beticola, 1577 nucleotides. RefSeq lists its product as uncharacterized. The record is from RefSeq and is a predicted model, not a curated record. NCBI's taxonomy places the organism in Eukaryota, Fungi, Ascomycota, Dothideomycetes, Mycosphaerellales, Mycosphaerellaceae.